AUGGCCGAAAGGGCUCUCGAAAAGGCCGAAGAGGCCAUCGCGGCCAACCACCACACUGAGCAGGCCGACCCUGCGUACCGAGCGUCUAUGGAUACCGAGUCGACCACCCAUGGUCCUAGCACUGAGCGACGUCACUCCAAGGCGCACCAUGAAGGUGUCUCGGUCGAGCAGGCUGAAGCUGAAUUUGCUGAGCUUCAGCGGGAGUUUACUGGUGUCUCCCGUGCCAGUCGUCGCAAGAGUGUAAAGAGUGUCGACCCUGAAAAGGACGGCGCUGAUGGCUCUGACGAAGUCUCCAUCUUUGAUCUCGAGGCCGCUCUUCGAGGUGGUCUUGAUGCUGAGAAGGAGGCCGGAAUCCGAUCCAAGCACAUCGGUGCUUACUGGGAUGGACUCACUGUCAAGGGUUACGGCGGCAUGUCCAACUUUGUCCCGACUUUCCCUGAUGCCUUUGUUGGCUUCUUCGACGUCAUCACCCCCGUGAUCCGCCUCCUCGGUCUUGGUCCCAAGCCCACUGAAGUUGCUCUGCUGGACAAGUUCCGUGGUGUCUGCAAGCCCGGUGAGAUGGUUCUCGUCUUGGGCAAGCCUGGCUCCGGAUGUACCACCUUCCUCAAGACCAUUGCCAACCAGCGAUAUGGAUACACUGGCGUUGAGGGAGAAGUCCUUUACGGACGAUGGACCAACAAGGAGUUUGACCAGUACCGUGGUGAGGCCGUCUAUAACGCCGAAGACGACAUUCACCACCCCACCCUGACUGUCGAGCAGACCCUCGGUUUCGCUCUCGACACCAAGAUGCCCGCCAAGCGACCCGGCGGCAUGUCUAAGGAAGAGUUCAAGGAGAGCGUCAUCUCCAUGCUGCUCAAGAUGUUCAACAUUGAGCACACCCGCAAGACGGUCGUGGGUGACCACUUUGUCCGCGGUGUUUCUGGAGGAGAGCGCAAGCGAGUCAGUAUCGCCGAGGGCAUGAUCACCAACGCUUGCAUUCUGUCCUGGGAUAACAGCACCCGUGGUCUGGACGCCAGUACUGCUCUCGACUUUGUCAAGUCUCUGCGUAUCCAGACCAACCUGUACAAGACCACCACCUUUGUCUCGCUCUACCAGGCCUCCGAGAAUAUUUACAAUCUUUUCGACAAGGUUAUGGUUAUCGACGAGGGUAAGCAGGUCUACUUUGGUCCUGCCACGACUGCCCGAAGCUACUUUGAGGGUCUCGGCUUCGCCCCCCGUCCCCGACAGACCAGCGCCGACUACCUCACUGGUUGCACCGACGAGUUCGAACGCGAGUACGCCCCUGGACGAUCCCCCGAUAACGCGCCUCACAGUCCUGUUACCUUGGAGGAGGCCUUCAACAAGUCGGACGCCAGCAAGGCUCUUGACGCUGAGAUGGCCGAGUACAAGGCCACUCUGCAGCAAGAGACCGACAAGCACAAUGACUUUCAGCUUGCUGUUACGGAGAGCAAGCGUGGAACCUCGAAGCGAUCUGUUUACCAGGUUGGCUUCCACCUGCAAGUCUGGGCCCUCAUGAAGCGCCAAUUCACCCUGAAGCUCCAGGACCGCUUCAACCUCUUCGUCGGAUGGUUCCGCAGCAUCGUCAUUGCUAUUGUUCUCGGAACCCUGUACCUCAACCUCGGCAAGACCUCUGCCAGUGCUUUUAGCAAGGGUGGUCUUUUGUUCAUCGCUCUCCUGUUCAACGCUUUCCAGGCCUUCUCCGAGCUUGCUGGUACAAUGACCGGCCGCGCCAUCGUCAACAAGCACAAAGCAUACGCCUUCCACCGACCCUCCGCCCUCUGGAUUGCACAGAUCUUUGUUGAUCAGGCAUUUGCAGCUAGUCAGAUUUUGAUUUUCUCAAUCAUUGUCUACUUUAUGACUGGGCUGGUGCGUGACGCCGGCGCGUUCUUCACCUUCUACCUCAUGAUCCUCUCCGGCAACAUCGCCAUGACGCUCUUUUUCAGAAUUCUUGGCUGUAUCAGCCCUGAUUUUGACUCAGCUAUUAAGCUUGCGGUAAUUAUUAUAACGCUAUUCGUUACAACAUCAGGAUAUAUCAUCCAGUAUCAGUCUGAGAAGGUCUGGUUGCGUUGGAUCUACUGGAUCAAUGCAUUGGGUUUGGCGUUUUCCAGUAUGAUGCAGAACGAAUUUAGCCGAAUCGAUAUGACAUGUACCGCCGACUCACUCAUUCCUUCUGGCCCUGGUUACGACGAUAUCAACUACCAGGUCUGCACCCUUCCCGGUUCUCGUGGCGGCACCACCUUUGUUUCUGGAAGCGACUACAUUGCCCAGGGUUUCUCCUACUUCCCCGGAGACCUCUGGCGCAACUGGGGAAUCAUCAUGGCUCUCAUCAUCUUCUUCCUCAUCCUCAACGUUGUGUUGGGUGAAUUUGUCACUUUCGGUAUGGGCGGAGUCGGCAUCAAGGUUUAUAACAAGCCCAACAAGGAGCGUACCGCGCUCAACGAGAAGCUCCUCGAAAAGCGUGAGGCUAAGCGCAAGGACAAGUCUAAUGAGAGCGGUGCUGAGCUCAAGAUUGAGUCUGAGAGCAUCCUCACCUGGGAGAACCUCAACUACGAUGUCCCUGUUCCUGGCGGCACUCGACGACUUCUCAACAAUGUCUUUGGUUACGUUCGACCCGGUGAGCUGACUGCUCUUAUGGGAGCUUCUGGCGCUGGAAAGACUACCCUUCUUGAUGUGUUGGCCGCUCGCAAGAACAUUGGUGUUAUUACUGGAGAUGUCCUCGUCGAUGCCGUUAAGCCCGGAAAGCAGUUCCAGCGUUCCACCUCAUAUGCUGAGCAGCUUGAUCUUCACGAGCCUACCCAAACCGUCCGCGAAGCCCUCCGAUUCUCUGCCGAGCUCCGUCAACCAUACCAUGUUCCUAUGGCCGAGCGCUACGCCUAUGUCGAGGAGAUCAUUUCCCUCCUUGAGAUGGAGACCAUCGCCGACUGCAUCAUCGGAGCUGCCGAGUUUGGUCUUACCGUCGAGCAGCGUAAGCGUGUGACAAUUGGUGUUGAACUUGCUGCCAAGCCUGAGCUGCUUCUCUUCCUCGAUGAGCCUACUUCCGGUCUGGACAGCCAGAGCGCCUUCAACAUUGUUCGAUUCCUCAAGAAGCUUGCUUCCUCUGGACAGGCUAUUCUCUGCACCAUCCACCAGCCCAACGCCGCCCUGUUUGAGAACUUCGACCGUCUCCUUCUCCUCCAGCGUGGAGGCCGCACCGUCUACUUUGGUGACAUUGGCAAGGAUGCUUGCGUCCUCCGAGACUAUCUCAAGAGCCACGGAGCCGAGGCCGGUCCUACUGACAACGUCGCUGAGUACAUGCUCGAGGCCAUUGGUGCUGGUAGCGCUCCUCGCGUUGGUAACCGUGACUGGGCUGACAUCUGGGAGGAGAGUCCUGAGCUGGCGGAAACCAAGGAGGCCAUCAUCCGGAUGAAGAGAGAGCGAGAGGCUGCUGGUAACCAGGCCAACCCUGAGCUUGAGAAGGAGUAUGCCUCGCCUAUGAGCCAUCAGCUCAAGGUUGUGUCUCGACGCAUGUUCCGUUCCUUCUGGCGCUCGCCCAACUACCUCUUCACCCGUGUUUUUAGCCACGUCGCUGUCGCUCUCAUCACCGGUCUGACCUAUCUCAACCUGGAUGACUCUCGAUCUUCGCUUCAGUACAGGGUCUUUGUCAUCUUCCAGGUGACUGUCCUGCCUGCUCUGAUCAUCACCCAGGUCGAGGUCAUGUUCCACAUCAAGCGCGCCCUGUUCUUCCGAGAGUCCUCGUCCAAGAUGUACUCGCCAUUCAGCUUUGUCGUGUCCAUCAUCACCGCUGAGAUGCCUUACUCGAUUCUCUGCGCUGUCGCCUUCUUCCUGCCCCUGUACUACAUGCCCGGCUUUCAGACCGAGUCUUCCCGCGCGGGUUACCAGUUCUUCAUGGUUCUCAUCACUGAAGUCUUUGCUGUCACCCUUGGCCAGGGUCUCGCGUCCAUCACCCCCUCGCCCUUCAUCUCUGCUCAGUUCGACCCCUUCAUCAUCAUCAACUUCGCCCUCUUCUGCGGUGUCACCAUUCCUCCCCCGCAGAUGCCCGGUUUCUGGCGCGCCUGGUUGUACCAGUUGGACCCCUUUACCCGUCUCAUCGGCGGCAUGGUGACGACUGCGCUGCACGACCUUCCCGUCGUCUGCAAGCAAGGCGAGCUGAACCCCUUCACAGCUCCCGAGAACACCACUUGCGGCGAGUACAUGGAGCCCUUCUUCGCCAACGGCGGUUCUGGAUAUCUCAUCAACAACAACACGCGCGAGUGUGAGUACUGCGCCUACAAGGUCGGCGACGAGUUCUACAGCACCUUUAACCUGUCUUUCGACAACCGCUGGAGAGACCUGGGAAUUUACCUCUGCUUCAUCGGAAGCAACAUCAUUAUUCUCCUCCUGGGUAGUCGAUUCCUCAACUUUAACCGACGUUGA
This is a messenger RNA of Fusarium keratoplasticum, 4413 nucleotides long. RefSeq lists its product as uncharacterized. Gene Ontology annotation, cellular component: membrane. Gene Ontology annotation, biological process: transmembrane transport. The record is from RefSeq and is a predicted model, not a curated record. Bases 1 to 4413 code for a protein of 1470 amino acids. The transcript is spliced from 2 exons. Gene Ontology annotation, molecular function: ATP hydrolysis activity; ATP binding; ABC-type transporter activity. Lineage: Eukaryota; Fungi; Ascomycota; Sordariomycetes; Hypocreales; Nectriaceae.